UUUACAACAAUGUUAUACAUUCAUUCUAACCUUUAAUUCUUUUUCUAAACAUCAAUGUUAACUUGAUAGUGAUAAUAUUUUCUACUUGUAGAAAGUUUUCAUUAAAAUAAUUUAAAUAAAUUCAUUGCAUUUUAUUAUAUUAGUAUUAGAUUAUUAUCGGAAGUGUAUAUAAAAAUGCCUACUAUUAAUAUCAAACGUGACUCGUUAUUUAAAAUCCUUGGUAAAACAUAUUCGGAUAUCGACUUUCAAGAUUUAUGUUUCAAGUUUGGCUUAGAAUUAGAUGAAGUGGUAACAGAAAAACAAAUUAUAUCAAAAGAACAACAUUUAAAUCAUAAUAGACAAGAUUUAGAGGAAGUUAUAUAUAAAAUUGAUAUACCAGCAAACAGAUAUGAUUUAUUAUGCUUAGAGGGUUUAACUCUUGGACUUCUUAUAUUUUUAAAUCAAAUUGAUAUACCACGAUAUAUGACAAUACUUCCUAAUACAAAUAUAGAAAAAAUUAUAAUGACAAAACAGUGCUUGGAAAUUAGAGGACACAUUGUUGCAGCUAUAUUACGUGAUGUUACAUUUACAGAGGAUUCUUAUAAUAGUUUUAUUGAUCUUCAAGAAAAAUUACAUCAAAAUAUAGGCAGAAAAAGAACUUUAGUAUCAAUUGGAACUCAUGACUUAGAUACUAUUAAAGGUCCAUUUUUAUAUGAUGCAAGAUCACCAACUAAUAUUUGUUUUAAGCCACUUAAUCAAGAUAAAGAAUAUACAGCAGAAGGAAUUAUGAAUUUAUAUAGUAAUCAUGCACAAUUAAAACAGUAUUUACACAUUAUAAAAGAUAGUGCAGUUUAUCCUAUAGUAGAAGACAGUAAUGGAGUCAUUUUAUCCCUUCCACCUAUCAUCAAUGGAGAUCAUUCAAAGAUUACACUUGAUACUAAAAAUAUAUUAAUAGAAUGUACUGCAAUAGAUUUAACAAAGGCAGAAGUAGUAUUAAAUACCAUAGUCUGUGCUUUUAGUCAAUACUGUAAAACAAAAUAUACAAUAGAAAUGGUGGAAGUCUUGUAUCCUAAUGGACAAGUUUUUCAUUAUCCUGAUUUAAAAUAUCGAACUAUAGAAAUUGAUUGUGAAAAAGCAAUGAAAUAUAUUGGUAUAAAACAAACUGCAGAAGAAUUAGUUAACUUACUUUCUAGAAUGUCUUUAAAAACAUCUAUUAAAAAUGGUAAUAAAUUAAGCAUUGAAGUGCCACCUACAAGACAUGAUGUGUUGCAUGCAUGUGAUAUUUAUGAAGAUAUUGCUAUAGCAUAUGGAUAUAACAAAAUUCAGAAAACUAUACCAUAUUUAUUUACUAUAGCGGAAGAGUGUCCACUUAAUAAACUGUCUGAUCAACUUCGUACAGAAUUGGCUUAUGCUGGAUUCACAGAAGCACUGACUUUCUCAUUAUGUUCACGUGAAGAUAUAUCAAAUAAAUUAGGUCAUAAUUUGAUAAACGUACCAGCUGUUCAUAUAUUGAAUCCUAAAACAUUAGAAUUUCAGGUUGCACGUACUACUUUGAUACCAGGAUUAUUGAAAACAUUAGCUGCAAAUAAAAAGAUGCCACUUCCUCAAAAAUUAUUUGAAGUAUCUGAUAUUAUAUUAAAAGAUAAUAAUAUGGAAGUUGGUGCACGUAAUAAUCGACAUUUAUGCGCAAUAUAUUGUAAUAAAUCUGAUGGUUUUGAACUAAUUCAUGGUUUAUUGGACAGAAUAUUACAAAUAUUAGAAGUACCGUGGAAUGAUAAUGAAACAAAAAAUGGAUAUUAUCUUCGUGCCGUCGAUGAUCCUACUUUUUUUCCUCAUCGUUGCGCGGAAAUAUUAUGUUAU
Messenger RNA from Apis florea (little honeybee), 1839 nucleotides. It is a transcript of the gene beta-PheRS, whose product is annotated as phenylalanine--tRNA ligase beta subunit. Gene Ontology annotation, molecular function: RNA binding; ATP binding; phenylalanine-tRNA ligase activity. The record is from RefSeq and is a predicted model, not a curated record. Gene Ontology annotation, cellular component: cytoplasm; phenylalanine-tRNA ligase complex. Lineage: Eukaryota; Metazoa; Arthropoda; Insecta; Hymenoptera; Apidae. Gene Ontology annotation, biological process: phenylalanyl-tRNA aminoacylation.